Molecule: messenger RNA, 291 nt
Organism: Caenorhabditis remanei
Lineage: Eukaryota; Metazoa; Nematoda; Chromadorea; Rhabditida; Rhabditidae
Exons: 2
Coding region: 1-291 (96 amino acids)
Source: RefSeq, a predicted model, not a curated record
AUGAAGUGUAUUUCUGUAUUCUUGAUUGCUCUUCUUGCUAUCGGAGUAUUCUGUUCGAAGCAUAAGAUGGAAGGACAGACUGGAAUGGAUUCUCAAACAAAUACUCAGACAUUGGAUAAUCAAAUGGAUAAAGUACAUCGCCGUCUGUUCCGUCGUCAAAUGCCAUACGGAACUUAUGGAAAUGUUCAAUAUGGUGGAUCCGGCAUCUCAGCAGGAAACGGAUGGAACGGAGGAAUUGUUGGAUCAGCACGUGGAUUUGGAUUCGGAACAGGAUCCGACGGAUAUCACUAA